Peronospora belbahrii is the source of this 1209-nucleotide messenger RNA. NCBI's taxonomy places the organism in Eukaryota, Oomycota, Peronosporomycetes, Peronosporales, Peronosporaceae. The record is from the annotation of a GenBank genome assembly.
AUGCGUCGUACGAACAAGCAGUUCGUGCUCUUCCUGCUUGUUGUUUUCUUUGUGCUACUGCCGUUACUCUUGUGCUUCUUCUCCUUCACGUUUAAUCAUCUAGCACAUCAGAGGCACGUUAACUCCACUUUGUAUUCGAUUGUCUCUUUACCUACGUGUCUCAAUGUUGACAGCGCCGAAUUCCUACGUCCUCACGCGCUGCACAAGCUCAAAACGCAAUGUGGAAUGAAAAAUACGUCAAAAUUAAGUAAAAAACGCCAUAAAAUACGUCUGGUGCACUUUGUACACGUUGAAUUGAAUGCCGUACCAGGCUGGAAUGAAGAGCAGCAGCAAGAGAGCAGGGAAGAGUUUACGUACUUGCAAUUUACAGCCGUGCAGUCAAUCAGACGGAUCCUAGAACCAGACAUUAUGAUGAUGCAUUACUUGGAGAUUCCUCGGGGUAUCUGGUACACUCAGUGCCAGCGUCAUUUGGGUCUGCAUCAGGUUAUGCCACCCGUGUCUUUUAAUGCCAAGUCGUCGACACUAAGCCGACAAAAGAGACGACAGAUCAUGGAAAUCUUAAUUAUGCUGCGCGUGUUGAAAAAACACGGGGGUGUCGCGCUUUCAGACUUUAAUACGUUCCUGUUGAGAAAAGGCGGGGUAGACAUGGAAGAGGAAAUGGUGGUGGCUAGUCAGACAAGAAGCAGCAGUGGAACGUUUCGGAUUGGACUGCAUAUGAUGCAGUCACCUCCUGGACACCCGUUCGUAGAGUAUUUGGAACGCAAAAUUGUCGAACUGGUAGAGAAUAACGAUAUUAGAUUGCAUCAGAUGGAACUGGAUCAGGCGGUGGGACAAAUUGUGCUCGAGAAAUACCUGGAGGAACAACAAGCAGAAAUUAAUGCUAAAACAAUAGCUGGAAACCGCGUCAUAGAUGGCAUCAUAAUUGUCACGUCCAAUUUGUAUGAGCUUGAUGGACUGCACCACUUACUUACUGCAAAGGUGGGACCGUCGCUUGGUGGCAAAUUUCGAGAUGUAGCUGGAUUUCAUGUCGAUAAGUACGAUUCUGACAGGAAUACAGCAGACACGGACGAUAUCCGUGAGAUUGCACGGAUGCAAAAGGAUUUUACGUUGGCGGACGAGUGGAAGAGUUUGGAUACGCUUUUGGGUGCAGUCAUGCGGCUGAUGAUGACUGCCAAUACAAGUGCUGAGCUGGAACCAGUCUUCAAGUAA